AGAAAAAAAAAAAAAAAUAAUCAAUCAAUCAAUCUUGUAUUGUACAACCCAUUACGCAUCAUCAAUUCUUGUUUCCUCGGUCAAGAUUUAGCUGUUAUGGUGUUGUGUAUUAGAAGUUGUUUUUAGAUUUAGUCUUUGUGUUUUUUCAGGCUCUUUUGAUUAAUUGGAGAUUAUGGAUUUCUUGGCAACGUCUGAGGGCCAACUGUUUGUUGGUAUUGCUGUUGGUCUUCUUGCAAUUGUUGCCGCAUACUUUUUGUUGUCGUCGAAGAAGCCUAAAGUGUGCUUGGAUCCUGAGAAGUUCAAGGAAUUCAAGCUCGUCAAGAAAACACAACUCAGCCAUAAUGUGGCGAAAUUCAAGUUUGCCCUUCCUACACCCACCUCUGUUUUGGGCCUUCCUAUUGGACAACACAUAAGCUGCAGGGGUAAGGACAGUCAAGGUGAAGAUGUAAUUAAGCCAUACACCCCGACGACUUUGGAUUCUGAUGUUGGAUAUUUUGAGUUAGUAAUAAAGAUGUAUCCGCAAGGAAGAAUGUCUCAUCAUUUCAGAGAGAUGCGUGAAGGUGAUUAUUUGUCUGUGAAAGGACCAAAGGGUCGUUUUAAGUAUCGACCAGGCCAAGUGAGGGCAUUCGGGAUGCUUGCUGGAGGAUCUGGAAUUACACCAAUGUUCCAGGUUGCUAGAGCAAUCCUUGAAAACCCCAAUGACCAUACAAAGGUGCAUCUGAUUUAUGCUAAUGUUACUUACGAAGACAUUCUGCUGAAGCCUCCUGAAGUUUGGAAUGGUGGGGUCGGUUUUGUGUCCAAGGAAAUGAUUCAGGCUCACUGCCCAGCACCAGCUUCUGAUAUUCAGAUUCUGAGAUGUGGUCCGCCACCGAUGAACAAAGCCAUGGCCGGUCAUCUUGAAGCUCUCGGAUAUUCGGCUGAAAUGCAGUUUCAAUUCUAACUUGCUCGGGCUUUAAUUUGGACUCAAUUUCUAUUAUGUUCUUUGUGGAAAAACCUCCUGCUCUUGUACCAUUAGGAUUUUCUCCCCAUUGUUUCCGACAAAAAUGGCGAUAAAAUUGCAUACAUUAUAACUUACCAAUAAAUAGUAAUUGAUUUUGAUGUAGUAGGUUAGAUGGCCAUAAAUAUGAAACAAUUUCAUUUACAGUAUAUUACAAUUGACAAAAUAAAAAUAAAAUUCAUAUGAUUCUUUUGAAAUUAUAAAAAUAAUUACAUUUUACAGAUUCAGAGAACACUCCACAUACUCUCUUUUUAAUUUAA
This is a messenger RNA of Striga asiatica, 1257 nucleotides long. NCBI's taxonomy places the organism in Eukaryota, Viridiplantae, Streptophyta, Magnoliopsida, Lamiales, Orobanchaceae. The record is from the annotation of a GenBank genome assembly.